GGAACAUCUAAAUAUCUACUAUUGACACAUUUGGUGAUGCAAAUAUUUAUACAGCUUAGACUCUUCCUAUCCGAAAAGCAACAAGCAAACAAGAAGCUGAAGAUGUUGACAGCUUUCAUUAUUAUGUGUCCUUGAAUGCCUUAUCAUAUUUGGGAUGAUCUUGUGGGUAGUAAAAGGUGACUGCACAUGCCUGGUGACUGUUGGUUUGACCCAAUUAGUUUUGUUUUUUAUACUAGCAAAACACACAUCCCAAGGUUUCUAUAAAAUGUGUGGUGUCACAUUUGCAGCAGUGCUGUUGCUAAUAUUUGCAUUUUGCUAUUUAGAAAACCUAGAAAAAGAUAUCAUUGAUAACAUAAUGACUGAUUAUCAGAACCUUGCCAAUGCCUUUGUGAGUUAUGACUAUCACUACCUGUGGAAGGAAGGACAAAUUGAGCCUCUGCUGUUAACAGAUAUUAUCCUGCAGAUAUUUAAUAUAUUUUUGGCUUUCUUCUUGCUAGAAAACCCAAAUGUAAGAAGGAAGCUGACGGUAUCUACAAUUUCUUUAAUAUGUGUUCAUGAGUUUUUCAUUAUAAUUGGGAUUGUCAUAUGGAAUAAGAAAGGUGACAUUUCACUGAUCCUGAUUGCUGUUUUGAUUCAAGCAAUUGCAUUUAUUCUUGUGCUAGUGCAAGCAAUGUUACAAGGUUAUUAUAAAACGUCAUUGACUGUUUUUGCUGUGGUGGUGAUUCCAGCUGUCCUUGCUUAUGCAGAUAUCCUUGACAAAGGUUUACUGCUGAGUCAUUAUGAAAUUCUUGCUAAAAUCGUCCAUAAUUGCACUGAGCAGUUCCUUUGGAUUAAAGGUCUCCUAAUCGACAACUGGACUUCUUCUCAGACAUUUAUAUAUGCUUUCUUUAAUGAUGUUAACAACUUUCCUGGGAUUUUAGGAGCAAACGGAUGCCCAGUACUUGCAGGUUUUGUGUUGUAUUUAUGUAUGCAGUUCUGUCUCAUCAUGACUAAGAUAUUGCACGGUAAUCCUUAAAACUUUUUUUCAUCA
Messenger RNA from Polypterus senegalus (gray bichir), 1030 nucleotides. RefSeq lists its product as uncharacterized. The record is from RefSeq and is a predicted model, not a curated record. Lineage: Eukaryota; Metazoa; Chordata; Cladistia; Polypteriformes; Polypteridae. The coding region runs from base 155 to 1015 and encodes 286 amino acids. The transcript is spliced from 12 exons.